AUGACAACCCACGAGCCCCUCCAUGGCUCCUGCUUAUGUGGUCGCAACCAGUACAUUAUUCGAAUUCCCCAGGACCAAACCAGUGACGCUCAAAUCUACUUUGACACUAGCCGCGACAAUCGAAGAUUUCACGGUACUCCUCUCACAGCAUGGCUCCGCGUACCGUUGACAUGGUACCAAUCCCAUACUCAAUCUUUCUUCCCUGACGAAACACAUGGCACGAUCCGCCGGAUCUUCUCUCCUCACCACGCACCGCAUACCCAGCGCGUCUUCUGCGGGUUCUGCGGCACCCCCUUAAGCUACUGGAGCGAGCAUCCCCGCGAAGAGGCCGACUACAUGUCCGUUACCGUCGGAAGCCUGGAUGGAAACGAUCAGCGGUUGUUGGAAGAUCUGGAUCUUCUCCCGGAGUCCUCCUCUGAAGAAGAAGUCGAGACGGAAACCUCUCCCCAGGCGGAGCAGGUGACCGUCUCGCCAGCGGUGCAGGCCACAUCCUCUACUGCACCCGUGCCUUCGUCAGGAGGCGAAAUGGAUGUCGCGCGCAGCUUUCGCCAAGGAACGACGGACGGUAUCCCUUGGUUUGAGGAGAUGAUUGAGGGAAGUCGACUGGGGCGGCUGAUGAAAACAAGACGUGGGAUUGGAAUGAGCGAUGACCAGUCUACCAGAAUCGAAUGGGAGAUCAGCGAAUGGACAAAUGAUGGGAGCCAUGAGGCGCGCCGCGCCUCGUCGAUCCACGCUCCUGGAAAACGCAAGCGUGGUCACCAUACGUCUGUGGAGGAUGCUUGA
Aspergillus terreus NIH2624 is the source of this 783-nucleotide messenger RNA. RefSeq lists its product as uncharacterized. The transcript is spliced from 2 exons. Lineage: Eukaryota; Fungi; Ascomycota; Eurotiomycetes; Eurotiales; Aspergillaceae. Bases 1 to 783 code for a protein of 260 amino acids. The record is from RefSeq and is a predicted model, not a curated record.